This is a messenger RNA of Macaca mulatta (Rhesus monkey), 2277 nucleotides long. Lineage: Eukaryota; Metazoa; Chordata; Mammalia; Primates; Cercopithecidae. The record is from RefSeq and is a predicted model, not a curated record.
AACUUCGUGUCAAAAAAACAAACAAACAAACAAAAAACACUUUAUUUUUGGCCCUCAGCCUCCUGAGGGGUGAACAGAGGACAGGAUCACAUGGGGAAAUUGUCCCCAGCCUGAGAUGACGUCACGGUUCGUUAGGGACAUGAUAGCCAAGUGAGGGGAGGUCAUUCUGGGUGACUACCUCCACGCCACUCUAGUUUCCGACCCAGGAUGCCUGGUAUGGCGGCCCCUAGCCAGGAGUGACCUCUCCCUUCUCCCACUGUUGUCCACAGUCUGCUGUCGCCACCUCUCGGGACGCUUUCUGCCUGUCGUUAACGUUCCUGGUGUCUCUGACAGCCCGGUGCUCCCGGGCGUGGGGAUUGUGUCCCCUCUCCUCAUGCCCUGCACAUAGUGGUACAUGGGGUUGAAUGUUGAACGAGGAAGGAAGGAAGCCUUUCCUGAGGCCUUCUACAUGUCCCAUACGUGGUCCUCUCCCGUGUGUUACCCCAUUCACUCUGGACACUGUCCCCUGAGGCGGGCGGGCUGUGCCCACCUCAUAGAUAAGGAAGGUGAGGCUCAGAGCUGUGGAGCUCGUCCACCCUGCUGGCCAGAUGGGAGGUGCUGGAGCCUGGCUGAGUGUCACUUGGGCCUGAGCCCAAGUGGUGAGCUGCACCCCAUGGGAACCUGGCGUCUGACGUAGGGUAGGUGCCAUCUGUUUGCUCUGGGACUCCCGGACCUGAUGGAUUUCUCUGUGUAGCAAAGGGAAUUUAAGUUAAAGAAGAAAUUCCUACCUGUGAGCCAGAAUCUCCCGUUCUGCAGGGGGUGAUGGGAGGGACGGGACCCUGCAGCCAGGGCCGGGUGGAUGCAGAUGGAAGUCAGUGGCCGCAGUGGCCAUUUGUGGAGAGCAGACCUCAGGCUGAUUCCUCUGUAGGCUACUGGAAAAUCCUCAGGAAUCCCUGCAGAGAAGCCUUUCAUCCCGCAGUCAUUCAGAAAGCACUCGCUGCACCCCCGCUGUGUGUCAGGAGCUGUCCUAAGAGAAACCCCGCCCCCAGGGACUGAGCUUCUGGUGGGGUGAGAGUAUGGGGAGCAGGGACCCAAUAAGUAAGUGAGUGAGGUCAUUUCAGGUUGUGCUGGGAACCACACUCCAGGGAGAUGGGAUGGAGGAUGCCUGGCAGCAAAGGAUCGGGAGGGACUUCAGAUGGGCAGUCAGGGGAGGCUUCUUGGAGGAGGUGUCAUUUAAGCACCUUCAACUUCAAUGAGAGAAGGAGCCACCCAGACCUAGAUCCUCAGGGACACAUUAUGAUAGGUGAUGUCAAGGAGGCUCAAAAUGGUUGACCCCACCCAGCCCCCACGCUGUGGCAGCCUUGCCCUUUCCUGCUGGUGUUGUGUUUGAGGGCCACAGGGCAUGGCCUCUCCUGCAGUCUGGUGUGUUCCUGGACGGGGAAGGGAAGUGAACCUGUCUUCAGUAACCCAUGACAUUCUCUGCCUCUAGAGACCCAGACCCAGGCCAUGGUAGCCUUCCAUGGCGGGGACAGUGGAGUCAGCAUGGACCUGGCAGCCCUGGUGGCUUGGCCACUAUAUGGCCCACUGCAGCUGGUGGCCAAUGCCAGCCAUGCAGUGCCUGCUCUCCAGAGGCUGGGCCUGCCCUUCAGCAACCAGCUCGUGUUCCGAGGACUCUGGGAGGCAGAAGAGAUGAGCUCCUCGCUGCAGCUGACCUGUGAUUCUCAGGCCACCUUGGUCCUUGACGUCCGUGGCCAGAACCAGGCAAUCAGCAAAGAGCUGCUGUUCUCAGGCCAGCAUCGCCUCCCCUCCCUCCUGGGUCGCUGCCCCAGCUCAGCCUCAGCCUCAGCUAAGCUACGCUACUCCAAGGGUGAAGUUCAGAGCAUGUUCGCCUUGGGUGUGGAGGAGCAUCAUUUUCACAUCAGCACCCAGCAGAUAGCUGCUAAGGCCAGUCUUACCAACUUCAUCAAACUGGAACAGACCUUCCUGCAGCUCAGCGCCCUUCCCGGGGAGCUGGUCCUGCAGACCACAUACGAGCGAGCUCAUGGGACCCGUGUCCUGCGCCAGGUGGUGCUGUGGGAUGGCCAGGAGGUGGCCCUCGCCGGGAGCCUCUCUGGCCCUUUCCCCAAGCCCACCAGGAACCUCAGCAUGCAGGUGGAGCUCACCCACGCGCUGCCCCUCCCCCUGCCACGACACUGCAGCCUCCACCUGUCCUCAGAGCAUUCAGGAGGCAGCCACCGGGAUGGCCUGGUUGUCGGCUGGGAUGGCAGGGACCAGGUAGGUGUCAGGGCUGGAAGGUGA